Messenger RNA from Ixodes scapularis (black-legged tick), 606 nucleotides. RefSeq lists its product as uncharacterized. Bases 1 to 606 code for a protein of 201 amino acids. Gene Ontology annotation, molecular function: amine binding. Gene Ontology annotation, biological process: symbiont-mediated perturbation of host defenses. The transcript has 5 exons. NCBI's taxonomy places the organism in Eukaryota, Metazoa, Arthropoda, Arachnida, Ixodida, Ixodidae. The record is from RefSeq and is a predicted model, not a curated record.
AUGUUUCUUUUUUGGUGCACCGUAUUCGUAGCGCUUGGUUGCUCGUUCGGUAAAACAGAAGACCAAAAAUGUUUCCCAAAAGGCGUAGAGCACCGUUUGCUGCAUCCACCCAACGCUUGGAAGCUGAUGAGAAUCUUCAACGGCACAUUUUAUCUCGUUUAUCACUCUGAAGACUUGGACUUCAAAGCUACUUAUCCAUGCCUCAAUGUUCGCAAGUCAACUUUGGAUGAAAGCAGAAAGACCGGUUACUUUGUCUACAAAGUCGCACCAAAUGUGACAGUGACACUGACUGGAAUUAAGGAGGUGAAAACCAAGAAGGAGGAUGCUGCUUACAAGAACCCAAAUAUGUUUCUUGUGCAAUACUUCGAGGGUGAGGAGUAUGCAUGGCGCGAAAUUCAGCUGCUGUAUACAGAUUAUAUUACUUGUGCUGUCCUAAAAUCGAAGCGUUUGGGUAUUCAGAUGUGGGUGUCCAAAACUCAUUUAGAGGAUGUCCGAGAAAUUCCUUGGAUAUGCGCUCUUGUGUACGACCUGGCCACGGACAAGCCUAGACGGGUUUCAUAUGACUGGAGAGAGUGUCCUCAACGGCUAAAGGAAACAAAUAAAUAA